Molecule: messenger RNA, 708 nt
Organism: Pararge aegeria (speckled wood butterfly)
Lineage: Eukaryota; Metazoa; Arthropoda; Insecta; Lepidoptera; Nymphalidae
Exons: 3
Coding region: 1-708 (235 amino acids)
Source: RefSeq, a predicted model, not a curated record
AUGAAGGCUGUAGUACUAUUAGUGUGCGUUGCUUUGGUGUCUUCGAAGCCUACGGGUGACGAAGACGUGCUUGGUUCAGUAAUCGGAGUGGUGAGGAGUUGCUCCGAGCAAGAUGUCGCGUUGUGUCUCAAGGAAAAAGCUCUCAAGUACGCCGACAACUUGGCAUCAGCACGAGAAAUCGACCUCAUGGACGGAAUCACGCUAGUCGGUACUGGCUCAUCACGGUCUGCCAGGUCCUUUGAGCCACUCUCAGAAGAGCCAAGAGCCAGGGAGAACCAGGUGGAGACAAGGCUGGUGGACGCCGCUGCGGAUUUCUUUGAAAACCACGUCAUCCAGCUUAGAGUUCCGAAGAGUACUGUGGAAGAUGUCAAGAGGUCACUUGAAGAAGGUCGUGGCAAGAAGAAGAAGCUAAAGCAGCUCAUCCCAAUCUUUGCUCUGCUUCAGCUUAAGAUUCAAUCGCUCAUACCCCUGUUCCUCGGAAUCAUCGCCUUUGCUGCCAUCAAGGGUCUGGUCCUUGCUAAGGCCGCUCUCCUGGCUUCCGCUCUGGUCCUACUCAAGAAGCUUCUGUCGAAACAUGACCACCAUGAAAGCUACGAGGUAGUGGCUCAUCCGCAUCAUGAUGAGCACUACAGUCAUGGAGGCGGCCACGGUGGAUGGGGCAGAUCCCAAGAUGCCCAGGAUUUAGCUUACAACGCAUAUUCUACCUAA